AUGCUGAACGAGUCCUAAGAUAUCGCAAGCAAAUUGCAAUGUUAAAUAUCAAAAGAAGUUAAUGAAGUAUUGCAGAUAGAAAAUAUUAAUCAAAAUGAAUUUGGAAUAUUCAGAACUAAGAAAGGACACCUGAUAAAAUUUGAUGAAUUCAAUGACUAUACACUUGAUUAAGAUGUUUUAGUUUACAUUGAUAAAAAAGUGAAAAGUUAAUAUGUUAUGUAACUUGAAUACGAAAAGAAUUAUGAUAUUGAAUAAUAUGUUAUAGAGGGUAGAAAUUAUGUCUACAUAAGAACUAAAUUAGUGAAUAUGUAGAAUAAAUAAGAGAUAAUAAAUUUGCAUUUAUUAAAUAUUUAUUAGCAAGGGUCUAUUAAAUAACUAAUACAGGAAACUCUGAAUGGACUUUAGUUUAGCUUCAAAUUUAAAGAUUAAUAAGAUUAUUUUGUAUAGAUCAUAUUUGCUACUUUGUUUGAAAAUGAUUUUAAGGGAACUGAACCAUAAGUAACUAAUUUAGUUUAACAAAUAUAAAAAAACUAUAUCUCAUGCAAAGUAAAUGAGUGUAAAAAGGAUAAGGAACUAUUUCACUUGCUUUAAAGUGUUUAAUUACAACAAAUUGCUCCUAAAUUUAUAAAAUAAUGUUCAUUAAAGACAUCUUAAUCUAUCCAAUAUUACAAACUAAUCAACUCAAUUUAUGCUGCCAAUAUUGAGUUGGAGAAGAAUGAAAUUAAUUUUAAUAUUGAGUUUACAUUAGAAUGCAUAAAAUUGAUAAGCUACUCUGAAGAGAGAAAUCAUAUCAUGAUGGAAUUUGAUUAAUACUUUUGCAUUGAUAAUUUGAUUUAUCAUUUUAGAUUUAGUUCAAUUCAAAAUUAAUAAAGAUUUAACUACUAUGUAAUACUCAUUUAAGUCAACAAUGAUAUCAACCAAAACUAAUUGAUAGAAGAAUUGUUUUUUAUUAUAGAGAACUUAAAAUGUUAAAAAGCUAUCUCAUAAAAUAUUCACAGUAUAGAAAAAAUGAUUUAAAUCAAUUCCUUGUUUAUUUAAUAAUAAUAAAACGAAAGCAAAGAACAAAUCAAAAUUGAAGAAAAGACUGAGAAAAAUAGAUUUAUAGAAGAAAAAGUAGAAAUUAAGAUAGAUGAAGGAAUUCAGUAAAUCAAUACUUAAUCAAAAUUAUUGUAUUCUAAUAAUAAUAAUGAAAAAUAUGAAGGAGUGCAAUUCAUAUAAAUCAAUUAAUCAUAAGGAAGCAUAGCAUAAUUAGAAAUUAAUAAAGACUUACCGUUAGAAGAAGAUUAAUAACCUAGGGAAGUAUAACAAGAGAUUGAUAUUUAACAUGUGAAUAAUGAUGAUAUCUUUGAUUAACCAUUACAAGUUGAAGAAUAAUAGCAUUAAUAAAGGCUAAAUUAAAUAGAUUAAUAUGAAAAAAAAACUUAAGAAAUCCAAGAAUCUAUUAAUUUUAAUGAUUCUAAUAACAAAUAAUAACAAGAAUAGAAAAUUGAAAGCAUAGUGUUUGAUGAAUAUAAUUAAUCAAGAAGAUAAUAGGAAAAUCUAGUAAAUUAAAAUAUAAAAAACAAUAAUCAAGAAGAACAUUUCCAGAACAAAGAUCAUAAUCAUUAACAUUAACAUUAAUAAUAAGAUGAUGUUUAAUAUGGAUAAAAAAAUCAUUAUGAUUAAUAUGAACCUCAUCAUUCCCAUCACCAUCAUCAUCAUCAUCAUAGUGACUAAUUUAGAAGUACUUAAUAUGAAGAUGAAUAAUCUUACUCUGAAUACGAAAGACCAAUCCACCAUCGUCACCAUCAUCAUCAUCACUAAUUCCAUCAUCAUAAUCAUUAAUUUGAUGAUUCAAUUUAAGAAAAUGAAGACUUCAAUCUUAGAGGCUAAGAUGUUGUUCCUAAAAGAAAUAAUUUAAGGGGUAGGAAUUUUAGAAAUGAUUCUUUGUAUAAUAAUAAUGAUCCAGAAAUAAUUGAUAAAAUAAUUAUAGAAUAUAAUUUCUCUUAAUAGGAGAAUGAAUUAUCAUAGAAUCAAUAAAGUUAAUCAAAAAAGGAUCAUAAAAAAGAAAAUCCUAUCCCAGGCCCUAAAAAAUAAUAAAUCUAAUAUGGAGAGGAUGAAUCAUAAUCAUAAUAAAAUAAUUAAAACCCUAAUAAUAAUAAUAAUAAAAAUAAGUAGAGUUCUGGUAAUCAAAAUAACAAAUAAUAAAGUAAAAGCUAAACCUAAAGCUUAUCAAAUGAUUAAGAAGAAGGGGGUAAUAAUGAAUAAGGUAAUGAUAAUUAAACAUAAAGUAAUAAAUAAAAUAAACCAAAUACUUCAUCUACUUAAAAAUAAAAUACUAAAGAUAAGGAUGAUAAGUAAUAAUAAAAGGCACCUUCAAAUAAAGCUGCAAAAACUAAUAAAAGUGGAUCCAAUUAAGAGGAGGAGGAAGCGAGCAAUUAAAAUAAUAAUGAGGAUGAUUAAAAUAAUAAAGAAAAACCAUCUUAAUCAAAAAGUAAGAAUAAUAGAGAUAAAGAUAAAGAAUAGGAAAAUUAGGAAGAAAAUGAAAAUUAGAAUAAUGAUGAAUCUACUAAUUAAUAGGAUCAAGAUUAGGAAGAGCCAGCAAAAGAAUAAGAUGAUGAAGAGCCUGCAAGAGAGCAAGAGGACGAAGAGCCAGCUAAGGAGCAAGAGGAUGAAGAACCAAAAGAAGAAUAAUAAUAAGAUGAAAAUUAAGAAGAAUAGGAGGAGACUGCCUAAGAAAAGCAAAAGGAUAAGUAAAAGUCGAAAACAACGAAAAAAUAAUCUGAAGUUAAUGAUAAAAAAAAAUAAAAAAAAAAUAAAGAAAAAGCAGAAGAUUAAGAAGAAGAAAAUAUUGAAAAUUAAAAUGAAGAGGAAUUAUAUGAUUUUAAUGGCAGAUACAUACGGAACGAUCCAUUUUAUGAACAUAGGUAGUCAAAAAGAGGAAGAGUUCCUUUUAAUUAUCCAACAAGAGAUCCAUUUUAUGAUGUGUUUGAAGAUGAUAGAUUUUGGAGAUAUGAUACCAUGAGAAGAUAAUAAGUAAGAUAUCCUUUUAAUGGAUAUCCUUAUAGACAUCGAAAAUAAUCAAUUGAUCAUUCACCCUUUCCACAUGUUAACUCUUAUUAUAAAAUGCAUCCAUAUCAGCAAUAGACUUAUCAUUGUUCACCAUGGGUUGGAAGAGACUUUUAUCCUGAUACUGGGUAUGGAAUGAGUAGAGUAACUGCUGCUUAUAAGGGUAGAUAUACAGAUCCUGAUCAAGUCUUAAGAGAUUUAACAAUUAAGUAAUAAUAAUAAAAACAAUGGAAAAAAUCUAUGUAAUAAUAUAGAGAUUAAGUUGGGUAUAAGUAUGGAGACUACGAUCUUGAUUUUUAGCCAGAUUAUUCUUAAUCAUAUGAGAAUAUUGUAUAAUAAUAUCCUGAUUAUGAUUCAACAAUUUAGGACCCAAAUUAAUUUCAACCUUAUCAGGAGGAUUAAAAAAAGACCCAUGAUUAUUUGAAUGAUCCUUAAUAUAAAUUUAGAUAGGGAAGAAAACCAUUAGUAAAAAAUGAUAGAAUAAAAACAUUUAAUCGUUAAUAAGAGGAGAAUGAUUGUUUUGUGGUUUAUGAUUAGUGCAAUUUCUAAGGAAAUAGAUUAGAUUUAUGUGGAGAAUAUCCAGACAUUCCACAAUAUAUCGAUGGAUUUAAGAUUUUCUCUUUUAUUGUCCCUGAUAAUCUAUAAAUAAGAUUUUUUCAAUCAACAGAUUUUGAAAACAAUUUUUAAAAUGUUGAAGGAACAUCUGAUUGCUUAAAAGUUCCAUAUGAAUUAGUUCCAAAUUUAAAAUAAUGA
Molecule: messenger RNA, 3801 nt
Organism: Paramecium tetraurelia
Lineage: Eukaryota; Ciliophora; Oligohymenophorea; Peniculida; Parameciidae
Exons: 5
Source: RefSeq, a predicted model, not a curated record